Messenger RNA from Amoebophrya sp. A25, 9722 nucleotides. Lineage: Eukaryota; Dinophyceae; Syndiniales; Amoebophryaceae. The record is from the annotation of a GenBank genome assembly.
CUUCCCAAGGAUAGUUCCGACAAGGACUAUUCUUUUUUCGAAAAACUUUUCGAUCAGAAUGCUCACUUUCACAAGAUCUGUGAUUGGGGUCUCUACCUCGGAGAUGCAGUGGGUGCUCAAGAUCAUAGCGCUUUGAUGCGCGAAGGCAUCACCCAUGUGGUCGUCUGUCAUCCAAGUUUGCCCUUUGCCUUCGAGCGAAGGGGCAUAACGUACCACAGAUGCCCAGUGCUGGAUACGCCGACGUUUGAAUUAAAGCCAAUCUAUGAUCCAGCUUUGGAGUUCAUCCACGAAACACAGAGGAAGAAGAAGAAGGUACUAGAUUAUCUUUAGUUGUUGAUGACGUAUCAGUUAUUUAUUGUAGCCCAAGAAGGCCUUAUUUCUACGAGUACGUACAAGAUCAUCUGAUGUCAUCCAUGAUUGUGACCACACGACUAAAAAACGUUUUAAAUCGCCCACCUCUACUCAGGUCCUCGUCCACUGCCAGAAGGGUAUUUCGCGUUCUACCGCUCUAGUCGUCGCCUACAUCAUGAAGCAUGGUUGGGAUGGACGUGGUGGCAAUGGUGGUGCCGCGGAUCGUGCUUUUGAAACUGUUUUCGCCCAAGUCGAAAAACGACGGCCAGUUGCUUUCCCCAACAUCGGUUUCCAAGAACAGCUACGUCUCUACUUCUCUGGGCAGUUUUCGCAAACGACUAUUGUGGGCAACGUGAAGCGGCUGAUCGAGUUGAAGUUUGAUGAAGCAGAAGACCGAGUCGAGGCACUGAUGGAUCCGACUAGUAAUACUUCCGAAACCGGUGCAAGGACUCAGAAAACCAAGUUCGAAGCUUUGAUGGAUACGGUGGUGUGGAAACGGAUUGGUCUUUUCUUUGAGAACUUGCACAAGUACGAAUUUGUCGAUGAAUUCGUCGAAGUCGACAAAGAGAACAUGGAUGUGGCCAAGCUACUGAUGCUCCGAACCGAGCAAUGGCAGCGUGUCCGCUUACACGACAAAAACGCUCCAAAUCCGUUUGACCAGUACGAAUCGCCUCUGAUCGUCAGAGGAAAUGCUGCUGUGAAAAAGUUGUUGGCUGUGGAGAAGGUCUUGGCACCAACGUUGGAUGGUGUCAAAAUGGCGAAGGCUUUGGCUAACGAGAUCAAUUCGUGGUUGAAGUUGUUGUCGGAUGAGGAAAGAAUGCAGAAACGGGUUCGUCAAAAGAAGUUCGAAGAUAUGGAGAAGCGACGCCAAAGCGAAGAACGAAGAGAUGAGAAACGGAAAUUGAAGAAGGUAGUUCUAUCUUUACUUCUGGUGCUUGUGGAUGUUGUUGAUCAUCCAUAAUAUUAUUGUCUACUUAGUUUAACUAGAAUCAAGCGCGCGCGAGAGUGUGUUUGCUAAUAACUGUGCGAGAUUUAUUGUAUUGUACUGUAGAAGCUAUGGGAAAAAAAAAACAUGGGUGUCGAGAAUGACGCAUCUUGCGUUGUUGGGCCGACGGUAGCGAACUAAUGAACUUCGAAGUUCUCGAUGGUUGUCACUCAUCGAGUUUGCGAUGAUACGAAAACGCUCUUCACCUUUUGACGAGGUCGCUUCAUCGCUAACGCCAACGGCUAGCCAUCCGAAACAUCAAUACUAGUCCCCCUCCCACUACUAGGAGCAAAGUUUCUUGUCUGUAGCCGCAUAUUGUUGAUUAUCAUGGUAUAGCUUUAGAAUCCCUACCCCAAAACUGAACAAGCAAGGAGUGCGAUCGCACGUGGCGAGAGCUGGGGCGGGAGCAGUUUGGGCCCCCUGCGAUUCCUGGUCUUUGCCUUGACGUGGGAGCCACUCGUAAUUUCGCGAACAUCCUUGAGCAGCUACGACUAUCUAUCCACGGCAUUAAACAAAGCGCGGCCUUUCCUUCGAAUACAACGAUGCGGGCAGUCCAUUUUUGAAAGGUAACUUCAAUCCGCGACGAUGACCCAGCAGGCGCAGCGUUCUAGCUCAUCAUGGAUACGGGGCGCGUUCUCGGUUUAAUGGAUUUAGACGUGGUGGAACUAUCACAGCGCAGCUCAGUGUCUGAUUUUGUACGCGCUGCGCGGGAGCACGCCUCGAGACACGCAGGAGCUCAUACCCCUAACACCAAUAAGAGGCUUGCAGAGGAGGUGACCGGUGGCCCUUCAACGAAACGCAUUCCUUCGAUAGGUCACGGACGUCCUACUGUAGUUGAACUUCCGCCGAAGGUUUUGCCUAGUGUCUCUGUGCUGGGGGGCCACGUUGCGCUGACUGCCUUUCAGCCGUCACGUUCUUACCUCUGUUCUAACUCUAAUCGUCGUAAGACAGCGGAGCCUUUGCCGAUAGAUAAUAUGACGUUUGGUGGAUCCACAUCUUCUACGUCGUUCUCGGCUUUAGGCCGUGGAGCAGUCAUGCAGCCAGACCCAGGCCCUACUAGGGGUGGAAAGUCAGCAUAUGCGAUGUGGUACGAAAACGCUCCUUAUCAUCCAGCUAAGCCAAAGGUCUCGAGUAGUGGCCAUCUAACUGGCAGGGUAAUGCGGAAGUUUUGGGGAGAUGCGACAGAAGGAUAUCAGCAGCGUCACUUCGGUUUCAUCAGAGCUGAUAAGCAGAAUACCUUUGAGGAGUGGAAGAGGAUAAACAACGUCAGUGAAGGGUCCACAUCUUCAUCCUCUACAUCCUCAGGAGUGGAGACCAAGUCCAAUGACUACCUAGCAGCAUACUACAAUGGUCAGGACAUCCACUUCUCUAGAGAUGCUUGCGUAGGUGCCAAGGAAGUUCACGAGGGCUCACUAGUUCGCUUCAAGAUGGCGACUAGUACUAAGGGCAAGGGAAAGGGCCGCACUACGGCUGUGGAGAUAGAGGUGACGGGAUACGAUCUUCCAACCUCGGUAGAUAGUAGAAUGAACGACUUCGAAACGCAGCUGGAUAACAUGUCACGUCAACACAGUAAAGAUCUCCAACAAGUAAACCAGGCGGUUGGUGUGUUAAGCCAGAAGGUGAGCAAAGUAGAGGAUCGUCUAGAGGGGUACGCCAAGUCCUCUGCAAAUUCUGUAACGAGGUGCGAGGAGAUGUUUGCUGCACUUCAUAAGCAGAUCGGCAUGAUGAGUCAACAGCAGGGCCAAAAGCAUAGUGGAGGCGGUGUAGUGGACGGCGGAGAUGUAGCCAUGAGCGCUGCACCGGGUGGCAAUAAUGGUAGUGAUGAUACAGUCAUUGGAGGGAUGUCUUCUAGUACAACUUCCACUAGUCCAAGUAGUGGUGUAGUAUCGUUAUCAGUCGGCGGCCAAUCGCUUUACAAAGCCCCAGUUUUGGAGCAAUCGCUGGAGGAUGCGCCCGCCUUGCCUCAGGAGAGACGUCCCCGUGGUUUGGUCAGUUCAGUCUGUCCCCCCCCGGGCUUGGAGUUGCCUGCUGAGGGGGACCCAGUGGGACAGGGAGCGCGCUUUUGUCCAGACGGGGGCUGUCCAUGCCAUGCGCUUGGCCCUAUCGCUGGCGCGGUGUCCCAUAGCUCGGCGUGGGCGUGCUUGGAGGUCGUAACUGAGUCUGGUAGUAGUAUUGCCGCGGCUGGUUAUAGCGCAGUUGCGAGCCCGCCUCCCGCGGGUGGGGUUCCUGUUCUUUCUCGCAGUAGGUUUGGUGAUCAGCCGCCUCUUCUACUUAGUUCUCGCGUCGAUGCGAUCUCUCUCUCUGGUCCUAGUAGUGUUGACCAUGAGAACAAAAGCGCUGUAGUACGUCAGGAGGGUCGACCGACUGCGAGUUGUUCCACUACCAGGCGACCGUGCUCCUUGUGUAAAUCAUGCCCAACGUCAACUAGUAAACUUAGCCGUGACAUCUUCAAUCAUAUCAGGUGGCUGCUGAUUGCUAUAUGUUGGAUCUGGUCGGCGUUUUUGUUAGGACCGGCGGGAGCAGGCAAUGCCCAGAACAAGGCUGCGCAAGAGUUUGAUGACGUUGCCUCAAACCUGUCUAGGGGGGAAGCUAGUCCUGACAUCAGGUACGCGGACACGGAGCCGUCUAGUAGUCCUGGAAGAACUAAAGUAAAUCAGGGAGAUGGAUUCUUUGACAGUGAGAUCGGAGAAAUUAAACAACAACAUAACGCUCGUGACAAUUUUGAACAAAGGAUUGGUGUGCAGCAAGAUGCCCCACAAUAUGGAGAGUCGAGAUGUGGCGCCUCAGAGCAGUCUUCUUUUUUUGAAGGAACUUCUUCUAUUUCUGGCAUCAGAAACACAAAUCAACCGCAUGAAGAUAAUCCCCGAGCUAGUCUAGAUGUUGGCGCACAGUCAGGCAGUUUUAGGCCUCAUGCUGAUGGAGGUUACAACCAACCGCGUCCAUUUCAGUAUGAGACGGGACCACGUCGCAACCCUGUCGAUGUUGCCAAUAGUGGGGAAGUAUUUGACUAUGGUCGAGCUGAAAACGUUCGUCCACAGCUAGUUGAAGCUGAGACUGAGGCAGAUCUCUUUCACCUUGAUGAAGUUGCUGACGUUUUGGAUGAUCAGAUAGUGGAGCGCAUGAAUAUUGCUGAGUACAACUUUGAGGAUAAUGAGGGAGUUGGAGACGCGAUUUCGCUCUUUGAGGGAGGCAGUGGCUCUUCAUCUUCCUCAUCUUCUUCGUACGAUGACCACACAGGGGAGGAGCAACAUCGAAACGGAACGCAGUCUGAUGAUUGGUGGUCUGAUAGUACAACUAGGAACAACUCGAGUGAGAUGUUAGGCAGAACCAGCUCAGCAAUUGGUCGGGCUGGCCGCUGGGUCGGGAGGCGAAGAUCAUACCCGAUCACUCUAGUAGCCAUGAAUAAUAGGAGUGCAGAGAACUCCAACGACACUGAUGUCCGUUUGCGCUUCUUCUGUGAUCCUCUCCUAGUAGAGCAGGGGGGCGCGUUCGAUGCGUUGUUCGUCUCGGAGACACAUUAUAAUAAGUCUGACUGUGUAGCUGGUAACCAGACCUAUCCUAUCACUGCGAGGGCGCCUGGUGUGUGUGAUGACCUGCAUGGGAGGUAUAUGUUCCGCUUUGCGAAUGGUGCUGGCAUUGCGAUCUACAACAAGCAUUGGAUGAAGCAGAUCAGGCGCGGCAACUGCCGGUGGUUUUGGAGAAACCGCGUCAUCGGAGUCAGGCUCCCAGGAGUUGCGUUAAUUUCCGCCUAUGGGCCGGCCGGUGGCACUGACGUUGAAUGGCGUGAGUUCCAAUCGUCGACUGCUGCUGCUGUAGUUGAGCUGCGCAAGCCUUUGCGGGUUAGCAUUGCUGGGCGUAGUGGUGACAAGUGGACUGACAGGGGAUGUGCGGUCUACUUUGCUGGUGACAACUUAGGACUUUGCGGCGACCCGGACUCGCGAGCCUCGAGAGGAUACCGAGGAAAGACGACUGGCAAGUUUGGCCUUGGCGAGCGUCUGGACACGAAUGCCAGGGGGGUUGACUUUCUACGUAAUGCAGACGACUUGGGGCUCGUCAGUGCUAAUGUACUCUUCCAGCAGCCACCGGCUGGCGCCACGACAUCUGUGUGGGGCGAUGACCUGAAGCUAGCACCGGACAGAGCGACGUUCAGGAGCACCUUACCGAGGUGUUCGGGGUGGCGGGAGCUAGAUCAGUUCUAUGUGUCUGCAGUUGAGGCCGGGAACUGUCACGCGUGUGCGUCGUUCGAGUCUUCCUUGCCAAGGUUGGACCACCGUCAUAAGAUCCUCCGCGCAAAGGUCGAGAUAUCUCACCAACGUCGUUCGCGAUUCCGUCAUGCAGUCAAGACCAAGAGGGAGAGGGCGAACCGGGCUAGGGGCAUCCAGGGCGAGGAUGAGAUACUUGAGCUAUACGGGGGCCAGAUACCGCUACGGCGCGCGACCAUCCAGGCCCGGCAGGAGUAUUCGCAGCGUGUUGUCCGGUCGUUGGGCUUGGGGUCAGUUAGUGGCAGUAGUGCGACCCUAGCAGACAUGCCAAGGGUGUUAGUUGGUUCGAGCAGAAUCUUGAAGCAGAGCGCGACGGAGGAGCUUCGUCGGUACCAUUUGUCCCACGACUUUGUUACCAGAAGGCAGCUUGAUGAUCACAUAAACAGGCUUAGGGCGAGGGUGGAGGCAGUCUCCGCAAGAGCUCUAGGUGAUACAGGAGAUGGUAGUGAGGAAGUUCAGAAGCUUAGCAGGGAGCUCGCGACAGCGAUAACGCGAAGGCAAGAGUUUCAGAGGACACAGGCGCGGGGGAACUUCAGUGCUGGUUUGUAUCCGUUCAAGGUUUACCGCGCUAGGGCAUCGGCGAAGGUCGGAGCAGCGGCUGAGGUUUUUGAUCCGGAUGCAGCAGCAGCUCACUUUGCGAAGGUCGGCGCGAGUGGUCAGCUCAAGCCACUGCUCGGGUUGGUCAGGGAGGCUGUUGGUGGAGCCCUGCCGAGUAGGAUCCGCGCUUCACUCUCUGCGGAAGUUACUGGUAAGGAGCUACGUGAGGCAGUAUUACUGCGGAGAAACUCGAAGCAGACGGAUGGCUUUGAUGAUCUAAUACAGUAUUACAAAGCUUUAGACGGCGAUGGAUGGAGUGCGAUUGCUAGCAUUAUCAACGCUGACUGGGAGAGUGGACUUCGAUCCCUUGACGAGCACCCGGAUUGUGCCCGCAUCUUGGACGCGACAGUAAACCUGCUGCACAAGGGCCGGGGAGAACGUGGCGACCUUGACUCGUACAGGGGAAUAGUUAACACGUCCAUACUGGUGAAGGUGCUGAGCUCCCUCCUUCUAUAUAGGUUCGGGCGAGCGGUGGAGGAGGUUGGCUUCCUGCCGCCAAACCAGGGCGGUUUCCGGUCCGGGUUUCAGACAAGUGAAUGCAUCUUCACCAUGAGGCGGAUGUGUGAGGACGCGCAGGAGUUAGCCGGGCUGGGCACGGAGGUGUCAUCCCUUAGCGCGGUGCUACUUCUUGACAUUAAGAAGGCAUACCCGAGCUUUCCUCGCCUAGUUUUUGUCGAGUUUCUGCAGGCGUGGGGGAUCUAUGACUCGCCAUCCGGGAAGAUUGUCGAGCGCAUUCACAGAAACACUACGUACCGGGUCGCGGUGGGUUCGUCGAGGUCAAGGGAGUUCCGCCUCCCGUCAGGGUUUGGCGAGGGUCAGAUCACUUCGCCUUACUUGUUCGCGGCAUCGUAUGAGGUAUGCCUUCGCGUUUGCCGGAAGAUAGUCGACCUUGCGUGCCCGCGAGUGCCACAGAUGCGACUUUGGACGCCACGCCAUCCGUAUUGUUUUAUCCCCCGCAGGGACGCCGCGGCACUCAUUCACCCGGCCUCAGUGUCGUUGAAUGUUACGACGGUAUACGAUCAAGAGUUUGCCGAUGACACUAUAAUCCCCUCUGUUCUUCAAUGCGCCGUCAUGCGAUACCUGUCGUGGAGUCUGAUGGGGUCGGAGGUAGUCGGGAUCUAUGACAAUCGGUCGAAGAUGGACAUCAUUCUGGCGGAGAACCCGAACACAACGGCGAGCGUGCGACAUCUUGGCAACUGGAUGGACUUAAGGGAGGACACUGACCAGCGAGUGCGCAGGAUGGCAGGAGCACUCUCGCGCUUGAACGGCAUUCCGGGAGUGGCAGAGACCACAACUGACUUGCGUGUUAAUCUCCUCGGUCAGGUGCGUACUCGCGGGACAUUUGCGUGCGAGACGAGGCGCUGGGGACCGGAAGACAUCCAAUCGCUGCAGACAAUGGAGAACACUGCACUGCUGGUCCUAUGCGGGAUACCUCGCUUCUUUUUGCGCCUCUAUAGCCUUCCCCUAGCUAGGAUCCGCCGGUGGUACCGGGUGGACUGUGUUCGGUCUUUCAUAUUCUACAUGCAGGCGUCAUUUGUAGGACAUGUUGUGCGAUCCUCGACGAACCGCCUGGCCCGCGGGGCUCUAUUUGGUUUCUUCACCUUCGGAGAAGUUCCAGGUUUAGCGGGGCAGUAUCUACAGCAGUCCAAGAGGGGCCGUAGGCGCCUAGCAAUGUGGGACCAAGUAAAGGACAACUUAGCGGCGGUCUUGGGUGGUCUCCGUACCGAUGAGGAGCUGCUUUCCUUGGUCGUCAGCCGUGAGAAGUGGCGCGUGGUCUGCCUGGAGUUGAGGCUAUCCCAGAUAGUGGCAGACUAUGGGGGGGAUGAUACCGCGACCCCAGGGGAGCUCGAGUCGGCAAGGCAGUGGUGGCGUACGCAUUUCAUGGACAAGCACCGCGUGACACUGUCAGCAGAUUGCCAGUCGGGUGCUCGGUGGUUGGGCCCACUUGGCGCGGGGCAGCUUGCGGACGCAGUUUGCCAGCGUAAUUACACUACUGUAGUGCAAUCUCCUGGGCGGAGUUGGUGCCGUCGGUGUGGUUUCACCGUCCGGGGAAGUCAGUGGGACUUACGCUUCGCUGCUGAGUUCGACGCCACGAGGUUCGAGUGCCCUCCUAUUGCGCUUGGGCGAGACAUCUGCAUAGAGGCAGACGAGGUAGCGGAGCACGAAGCAACUUGCGCGCCGGCUGUCCAGGGGCCACAGUCCAGACCGUGGGCGGGCCAGUGGUCGUCGACGGAGUGCGUGCGGUCGAGGCUCAUAGGCCGCCUUGGGAGUACCUUGCCUGAGGAUGCGCUUUUUCAUCUUCUCGUUAGUGAGACGGGCCCGGCUGUCCGCUCGCUUUUCGGCGAGGUUGCUCAAUCUGAGCUGCCUUGCGAGGCCUUGGAGCGUAGUGCGCUGAAGUCCAGGCAUGCCGCUUUGUACAGAGAGGUCUACGCGUGGCCGUUCUUUGACUUCCGCGAAGAUGAUGACCGUAUCUGGUGCUCGUGCGCAAAGUGUAGGGGCAAGCCUCUUGGUAGUCUUCGCGUUGCGUUCAGACACAUGAGGAUGGCAAAGAGGGAGGUGGCGAUCAAUAGGCUUGCGGAACUGCUAGAGCAAGCACAGCGUGAGACAAAGGAGAGGGCAAAGAAGGCGAGGGACGAAAAGGCUGCGGAGUUCAGAGGCGCCGCGGUCGAGUGUGGGGGCUCUGCUUAAACAAGUCAUACAAACAGGGUGUUGGGGGUCUGGUUUUGGGUAGGGUCAGGCUGGUAGGUGCUGGAAGCCAAGUAAGCUGUCAGGUUGUCCUAAGUGAAAGUAAGUAAGUUGCUCUUCUACAGAAACGCUAAAAGUGCUCUUUCUCUUUCUAUCAAAACUCUUGUUCUCGUGUAGUGAAAGCAGAAGCAGGGCAGUUUAUAAAGUCACUAACAUAAGCAGGCUAAGCUAGUAAAGGAAGAAAGUGUCGUCUUCAGUGGUUGCUUUCUCGGUUAUGUCAAUAAAAAAAAGUUUAUUACGGUAAGUUCGUUGAGCUCAAGUCUUGUGUUGUGAAGCGCGUGGUAGUGUAGUUAAGUUGUUCCGCUUGCGUAAAUAAAGCAAAAGGCUGUCCCGUCUCACCUAAGUACACUGCUUACUAAAGUCUUAGAUGUUUGAACGGUGAUAGUUGGGGUUCGUUGUCUAAAACUCUCGCUUAUGGCUAGUUCGUGUUAAGUUGUAACUUUUCACAACAGGCGUAACCGUGCCGCUUCUCCACUCCACUCUUUGCGUGAGACCCAUCGUGUGUAUCAUCUAUGGCGCCCUUGUGGCAGUCUGCACUGAACUUUGUGCGAGAUAAAUUGUAUUGUAUUGUAUUGUAACUUCACAAGCCCAUCAUCGAUUUAUAUUGCUUUUAUUCCAAUCAUUUCGAUUUCCUCAUCUUCAAAAUUCGAAAUCGAACUCCUUCUCUUUUCAGGAAAAGAAGCACGAGCGCAAGGAAGAGAAGAAGGAGCAGAAGCGGUUGAAGAAGGAGGAGAAGAAAGCCCAUGACGCCAAAAAGCCAGUUCUCGUUGAAUCUCGUUUGA